Messenger RNA from Acanthoscelides obtectus, 492 nucleotides. NCBI's taxonomy places the organism in Eukaryota, Metazoa, Arthropoda, Insecta, Coleoptera, Chrysomelidae. The record is from the annotation of a GenBank genome assembly.
AUGGGUAGCUAUGAGAAAGAGCAGCAACGUCUGCAAAAACUAAUGGACGAGAUGUUUUCCGAUGAAGAGGCCGAUCCUUUUGAGGCUUCCUCAGAUGAAUAUGAACUUGAUAGUUGGCAUUCAUCGUCUUCAUAUAGCUCGAAAGGCAGUGACGAGCCAUUAGUAAAAAAGAAAAAAACAGUGGAUCAUCCAAUAGCAUCUUCUGAUGUUGGCAGAGAAGGUACUAGUAGACAGCUUCUUACCAGAACUGAUGAUUCAUCGUCUUCUCAGAAAGUAACUCAAAAUGAUUCAAUUCUGGACACCAUAGAAGCGGUUAUUCAUCAAUUUCAACUGGACAGCUCAGAUGAAAAUGAGGAACUGGUUCCAUCACUGAUGUGGCAAGAAGUUUCUGGGCAAUAUCUCAAGGACUCUCCGAUUGACAUUCCCGAAAGUGGUGUUGUAAAUGCUUUAUUUGAACACGUUGACAAGUCUCCCAUUUUUUCUUCAAGUUAA